UUAUUCAUGACCAUUGGCUAGACUAGAUAGGCCAGUGUGGCUAGUUUUUAACUGUUAACUGUUUCUGUUUUGCAGUUUUUCAUGCUUUAGCAUCUUUAUAGUUUGUGGUUAUUAUAUAGUGACACUGCUCUCCACAGAUUAGAGAGAUAUUACUCUGUGAAUUUGUCUUGUGUUGUCUUGCUUCAUAUAAGUAGAAGGCACGUUUAAUAAAAUUCCCAUUCAUUGAAUUACAUUUAGUGUAUUUCCUGUAAGUGCAGUAUAGUGAACUUUCCUAGAAUCGAUAAAAAGUGUCAGUGGGUAUCUACACAGUUAGCGACCUAAAUUACCUGUUUUCAUCCGAAUUUCACGUUUUUAGAAGAAAAUGAAUCCUUAUCAACAAGGUCAAUCGCCAUACCCACGUCAACAAUAUCUACACAAUAUUGGAUUUAGCAACUCGGCCCCACAAUCUUUCGGUAACCCAAUGCCUAUGUCGGGAUUCCCUACAAUGGGUUAUCCGGCACCACAAUCUGGAUAUCCUAACACGCAACCUGGAUACCCACAGUCAGGUGGUUACCCACAAUCCACCUCUGGUUUUCCAUCAAGUCAGCCAUACCCUCAGCCUAGUCAGGGUUAUCCACAACCAAAUACUGCUCAAGGCUAUCCGUCUGCAGGGUACCCACAAACUGCUCAAUCUGGGUAUCCUCAACCAGCUCAAUCUGGUUACCCUGCUCAAUCUGCUUAUGCCCAACCUGGUAGUUAUCCUCAACCAAGUCAACCACACCAUCAGUCCAGCCAAUAUCAAGGAUAUCCACCGCAUGGUCAUACACCUGUUCAAAGUCAGCAGUUAUACAGUGUCUCCUCGGGACAUGUGCCUGACACACCAAAGUCCAAACCCACCGUGGUGCCAGUCAAUCCUUUCGAUCCUCGUGAGGAUGCUGCGGUAUUGCGGAAGGCUAUGAAAGGCUUCGGCACAGACGAGAAAGCAAUUAUACAAGUUCUGACGAGACGCAGCAAUGAGCAGCGUUUGCGCAUCGCUUUCGAAUUCAAGACACUGUAUGGGAAGGAUCUCAUCUCCGAUUUGAAGAGUGAGACGAGUGGCAAGUUUGAGGAUCUCAUUGUGGCACUGAUGACUCCACUGCCCCAAUUCUACGCUAAGGAACUCCAUGACGCCACCUCGGGCAUUGGCACCGACGAAGAUGUACUAAUUGAAGUUAUGUGCACAAUGUCCAACCACGAGAUCCAGGUCAUCAAGCAGGCUUACACAGCUAUGUACGGGAAUUUCUUGGAAGAUGACUUGCGUGGUGACACAUCAGGAAAUUUCAAGAGGCUAAUGACAUCUUUGUGUAUGGGAAAUAGAUCUGAAGAGUUCCAUGUGGAUCAAGAAAAGGCAAGGGAAGACGCAAGGAGCUUGCUCCAAGCUGGUGAGCUUCGUUUGGGGACCGACGAGUCCGUUUUCAACGCGGUGCUGUGUUCCCGCUCGUUUCCACAGUUGGCGGCCAUCUUCCAAGAGUACCACUUCUUAACCGGACACGACAUCGAUGACGCCAUCAAGGCAGAGUUCUCCGGUGACCUUGAAAAGGCACUGAGAGCUAUUGUGAAAGUGGUACGCAAUAAGCCGCUAUUCUUCGGGGAACGUCUUCAUAAGUCGAUGAAGGGUCUCGGGACCAACGACCGGCAGCUCAUCCGUAUCAUGGUCACUCGUUGCGAGGUCGACCUCGGCGAUAUCUCGGACAUGUUCCAGAACAAAUACGGGGAAACCCUCGCCAGUUGGAUAGAGGGCGACUGCUCGGGCCAUUACAAAAAAUGUUUACUUGGAUUACUGGGUCUCUACUAAUUUCGUGCAUUGUAGUUUUACAUAAAAAAUGUAUGUCUUAUGUCAGUGUUUUUACAAUUUAAUGGCUAAUUUUUUAUGGCUAUAUAGUUUAUACACAAUUAUGUCUAGAAUAUCUUUAUAACUAUAUUCUUUACAAGAAUUUAAGUAGCCGUCCAUACCAAAGUAUACGCUACAGUUGUUUGUAGCAUCAAAAGAGAUAUAGACUCAAUAUCUAGUUGACAUUUUAUAGUAUUCCAGAAUUUCAAUAUUCUAUUUCUGAGUUUAGGUUAUUUCUGAGUCAAUAGAUAGAACAUACUAAAUUGAUUCUGUUUAAAUAUAAACAUGGCCUAGAUGUGCAAAUUUGUUUUUUUUUAAUAAUCACACACAGUUCUAAAUUUAAUUUAAAAACUGUUGGUUCUAGAAAUAAUUCAAAUAUCACAUUUCGCGUCUAGCAUACUUAGUAUGGAUGGUUUCUUCAAUUCAGGCGUCUACUUUUAUAUAUAAAAAGUUGAAAUUUAAUAUAUUUUGCAAAUUUUAUGCUAUUUACAACAAAGCCGUCCCAAUGAUCUGAUAUUAAAAAUUAUACGAAUAUACAUUAUUUCAAAGGUCUUACCUAAUUUGAGAAGUGGCAAUUGUAAACUCAUACCACUUUGUAUCGAUAAUAUAAGGCUUCAAUUUUAAGCAUCACAAAUAUAUUUUUUUUUCUAUAGAACUAUUCUUUUUGUCACUAGUUCAUUUAAAGCAGAUUAUUAAUGAUACUAUAAUUUAGUGUAAUUUGGUAAGAGACUGUGUAGACCCCAAAUAUUUAUAAGUACCGCCAAUUAUAAUUAUUUAAUAUAAAUAAAAAAAAAUCUGCCUGACUGCUAUCUCGUGCCCUUAACUGUAAUGUGCCUAGAUUGGAUAUUUAAACAAAUCUAUUAAUAUCUACAUAAUUACGAAUAUUAUUAAAUUUAAUCGGGUUAAUAAAAAAUGUUUUCAUAUAUUAUUAAAUAGUGAUACACUUACUACUUAUAUUUUUAUUGAAUUAAUCGCAAUUAAUCAGAGUAUGACUUUACACCAUCAUGACACCUGUUUAGUUUAAGAUCAUAGAUUAUUGAUAGUUUAAAUAUUAUGUCAGAAUAUUACUCUCAUUACACCAAUAGAUGGGUAAAAACAGUUCCUUUAAUUUUUUACAGAUGCCAAAGUACAUGCCUAUUUUAUUUAAUCAAAUAUCAUCUUUCACAAAUCGUCCAAUAAUACUCUUAAAUUAUUGUAUUUUUUUUUAUAAAAGUACAUACAUUAUAAUAGUUAUUUAUUUCUGUACGAAUAAUAUAAUUUCUUUUCCUAUUAUUACUACUAUGUAUUGAAAACUAUAAUGAUAUUCAUGCUAACACUUUUAAUAAAGCAGCCCUGUAUUUUAUAUAUAGAAAAAAAAUAGAAUUUUAAAUUGACUGGUGAAAUUACAAACUCGUCGUUGCAAAUCACAAUAUAAAUGUAUUUUUAUUUUUUAUUGUAACUGGCAGAUCUGUUCUAAUUUUAAACUUAUGCUUAUUUAUUGUUCUGUAUUUUUUUUUUAUGAAAAAGUAAUAACCUGUGGCUCUGUAAACAUAUAUAUAUAUAUUU
Achroia grisella is the source of this 3394-nucleotide messenger RNA. RefSeq names its product annexin B9-like (gene Anxb13). NCBI's taxonomy places the organism in Eukaryota, Metazoa, Arthropoda, Insecta, Lepidoptera, Pyralidae. The transcript has 9 exons. The record is from RefSeq and is a predicted model, not a curated record. The coding region runs from base 362 to 1813 and encodes 483 amino acids. Gene Ontology annotation, molecular function: calcium ion binding; calcium-dependent phospholipid binding. Gene Ontology annotation, cellular component: cytoplasm.